Psilocybe cubensis is the source of this 636-nucleotide messenger RNA. RefSeq lists its product as uncharacterized. Lineage: Eukaryota; Fungi; Basidiomycota; Agaricomycetes; Agaricales; Agrocybaceae. The transcript is spliced from 3 exons. The coding region runs from base 1 to 636 and encodes 211 amino acids. The record is from RefSeq and is a predicted model, not a curated record.
AUGCAUACCCCAACGACCCCCUUGACACGCCUGUCUUUGGUCAGGUGUCCUGAACAGAGAGAAAGUGAUGAAAAGAAGACUGUCACUGGAACAGACAAGCUGAACAGCGUCAAGUCAGUCAGAUAUGAAGCGAUGACUUUCUCUGAGAGAAAUGUCAUGAUGAAUCCUAUCCCUCCAGAUUGGUUACGCAUACCUGCGUUAUCCCUUUCUGAGCUCGAAAGCUUGGAUAUCUGCAUAGACCAUUCUCUCGACAUUAUCCCUGCUUUCGCUUUGCUUUCACAACAAAGAUGCCUCCAGAGACUUGCGUUUGAAGAACUCGAGCAUCUCGAUAUUACGCUGUCAUUGCAUUACAAGCUUAAUUAUUACCAAUGGAACUUCGGUGGGGACUGGGGAGCGCUGGACAGACUUUUAGCUCCAGCUGAAACACCCAUGCGGUUUACAAAACUGAAGGAGGUGAACGUCCUCGUCAUCACACAUGCAACACAGGGUGAAAUCCCCUCAGCAGGAGAAUGGGUAGAGGAUGAAAGUCACUUGGCGGAAGGCAUUCAGAAAUUUGUGUAUCCUGUCUAUUUUUCGGGACUGCGUAAACUCUCAGGCGUAAAGUUAUCACUACGCACUGAGAUCAGAUGUGCCUAA